GCCUGAUGUUGGAGCCUCCAGAUGGCAGUGAAGUUUCUGACCGUAGACUUUCUCUUGGCCCAAACUGAUAUCAUCCCACAGUUGUAAGGUUGGAGAUAUAAUACAGUACCUGCAGAAUGGCGGACAAUUGGUGGGGAGGUUGGAUUCAUCAGAACAUUGCGGAGGUGAAAGCCAAGUCUGCGAAAGCCAUGGAGCUUUUGAAGUGUGACUUGGCUGAAUUCACACAGGUUAUCCAAAAUGAUACUGUGACUACUAUUGCUGCCACAGCUUUAGCAUUCAAAGAAAAACUGAAUGUUGAGGAGUCCACAGAAGGAUCUCAUAAGGUCAGCAAAGGGCUUUCAAGUUUCCUUGGAGCCAUCUCAGAAGCAUUUGCUCCUGUGGUAGGAGAACCAGACACGCCUCAUGUGAAAACAGUCCAAGACAUUCAGUUGAGAAUUGGCGAACCAUAUGAUGGUGUUAAAGUUCGAUUAUGUAAUCUUCAGACUAAUCCAGCAACAUAUUGUGCUAAACCAGAUGAGCAAUAUAAUGUCUGGCUGUCAGGCUUCAGCUUGGAAGAUGAGAAGUGCACAAUAUCCAGUCUUCUGGUCGAUAGUCCAGAAAUAAGAGAUCUUUAUGCAAAAUUGGUUCCAAGUGAAGUUGCUCAUAAUGACUUCUGGUGUCGGUAUUUCUAUAGAGUACAUCAACUUCAUCAGGAGGAAGCAAGAAGAACAGCUUUGAAAGAGAGAGCAGAGCAAACUAUACACUCAGAGGACCUCAAGUGGGAAGAUGAUGAAGAUGAAUUGAAUAGCUCAAGUAUAAAUGUUGGUGCUGAAUGUAGACCAAAUGAUGUAAAUCUAGAAACUGAAGACAUGCAUAACAGUUUCAACCCAAGAGGAACAUCUGAGAAAUCGGGAAACAGUCUUGAAGAAGCAGGCCAAAGAAUCACCAUGGCAAGUCUUUUAGCAGGCACAUCACAUGAAACCCAGCUAUUUGCAAAGCUUUCUGAUGAAGACAGUGAAAUAAUCAAAUGUAAAAGCCUUGUGGAGGGACCCAGCAAAAUAUCAGAACCAUUACUGAAAAUUGAAAGAAAGCAGAGCAGUAAAAGUACUUCAAAAGAAGAAGGAAAGCAUAAUGAACUGUUUGAGGGCAAAAGUGUUGGUGAGGAUGCUUCAGACUCUGAGUGUCCUCUCUCUACUUCUAACCUAAGAAAUUUCAUGCUUUCACCAUCAAACACUGAUCAAAAUUCAAGAUUAAAAUUUGAUUCUAGUAUCAAAGAAUCUACUUUAGUAAAAGUUACAGAAAACACUUUAAAUUCUGCUGAGAACUGGGAUGAAGAUAUUGAUCUAGAUAUGACUGAAGAAGAAAUCCAGAUGACUUUGUCUCAAGCUGAAGACUUGGGAGAGCUUGAAAUCGAAGACUGGGAAGAUUGGGUAUGCGAAAAGAAGUGAAAUCUUUUGGCCUUUCUGCUUUUAUGUAUAGAGCUAUUUGCCCAAAAGCAUUUGUAACUGCAUCCCACACAAGCAAUCAGUUGCUAUUUUCUGCAUUCUACAUCGAGUCAGCUAUUUAUGGAUUACAUGAUUGCCAAAUUUACAGCAUCUUGUAAAUAAUUGUAAUUUUGAACUUAUUGUUUAGUUUCAUGAGGUGAUUGAAUGCAACUGAGAAGUAUACAAAAUAUUAAAUUUUAGUGAUAGAAGCGAAAGGCAGCCUUGAUCCGAUCUACAUUGUCUAUGUUUGUACGUCAGCAGAAAAAAUAUGGACUAUCUUUUUGAGAGUUUUCAGGAAAAUAUUUAGGAUUAUCAUAUAAUCUUGUAGAAUCUAGCAAUGCUGAAAGAUUUGAUGGGCCAUCCACAUGGGAGAGCUGUCAUAUUGUUCUAAAUCUUAUCAUAUUGUUCUGAACCGCAUGACAGGCUGAUCUGGAAGGUUAGGUUGCAUGGGAUUCAGGGGGAGCUAGUGAGGUGGAUUCAGAAUUGGCUUGAUGAUAGGAAGCAGAGGAUGAUGGUUAAAGUUGAUUCGCCAACUAGAGGCUUGUGACUAAUGGGGUGCCCAAGAGAUCAGAGUUGGGACCUCUGUUAUUCAUUAUAUAUGUAAAUGAUAUGAAUAUACAUGGCACGAUUAGCAAGUUUGUUGAUGAUACUAAAUUAGGGGGUCUUGUUGAUAGUGAAGCAGGUUACAGUGAAUUGCAGAGAGAUCUUGAUCAGUUAGGGAGAUGGGUUGAGUAAUGGCAAAUGGAUUUCAACUUGGAUAAGUGUGAGGUGAUGCAUUUUGGACAGUUAAACCGAGGUAGGAUUUGUCAGCACCCUGCCAUUCACUGCUUGUGGGACAGAGGGACCUUAGAGUACAAGUGCACAGUUUGUUGAAAGUGGAUGAGCAAGUAGACAGGGUGGUGAAGAAGGUGUUUAGCAUGCUGGCCUAUAGUCAGGGCAUUGAGUUUAGGAGUAGGGACAUUAUGUUGCAGUUAUAUAAGUCAUUUUUGAGGUGCACUUGGAGUAUUGUGUACAGUUUUGGUCACCCUGUUGUAGGAGAGACAUUGUCAAGCUGGAGAGGGUGCAGAAGAGAUUUACGAGGAUGCUACCUGGACUAGAGGGCCUGAGAUAUAGGGAAAGGUUGGCCAUGCUGGAUCUUCACUCCUUGGAGUGCAGGAGAAUGAGGGGUGACCUCAUAGAAGUUUAUAAAAUCAUGAGGGGUAUGAAUAAGGUGGACAGUCAGAGUCUUUUCCCCAGGAUUGUGGAGUCCAGAACUAGAGGGCACAGAUACAAGAUAAGAGGGGAGAGAUUUAAAAGCGACCUGAGAGGUAACUUCUUUACACAGAGGGUAGUGAGUAACUGGAAUGAGCUGCCAGAGGAAGUGGUGGAGGCAGGUAUAAUUGCAACAUUUAAGAGGCAUUUGGAUAAGUACAUGGAGGGGAGGAGCUUGGAGAGUUAUGGACCAAACCCAGGCAAUUGGGCCUAGCAGGAAGCAUGCUGUGGUUGGCAUGGACCAGUUGGGCUGAAGGGCCUGUUUCCGUGGUGUAUUACCAUAUGAAUUUAUCUUAUUGGCUAAUUUUGUGGUGAAAGUAUGAGCCUUCUGCCAUUGCACCAUGUAAUUGAUGGCAACUUCAGCAAUUUGGAACAUGGAAACAUGGAAAAUGGUGUCAGUGGUCCACUGCCAAGCAGCUGGCUGGACUCCUCAUGGACUUUGGCAUGUGAGGGAGGACAUGGGUUAAAUCUCCUCCACUUGUGAUGGACUCUCACCAUAUAGUCUGCACCAAGCCUGAAAAGAGGCAAAUGGUAGUUCUUCUGAACUCGAGUGGGUGGAAACAACUGUGAGAACCUAAUUUUAAAAACAUUAUUCUAAAAUGCUUCCUUAUGUAUGAUAUUUAGCUUGAAUUAGUUUGUGAAUUUGCAAUUUUAAAAUGUUUACAGGAGUCUAAAUUGUUUUGGAUAUUUUGGAUUUUGUUUUAAGCUUUAAAUGUUUGUGGCUUGUUUUUAAAUAAUCUAAAGUUUGA
Molecule: messenger RNA, 3463 nt
Organism: Pristis pectinata (smalltooth sawfish)
Lineage: Eukaryota; Metazoa; Chordata; Chondrichthyes; Rhinopristiformes; Pristidae
Product: BSD domain-containing protein 1-like
Exons: 11
Coding region: 117-1427 (436 amino acids)
Cellular component (GO): cytoplasm
Source: RefSeq, a predicted model, not a curated record